Oppia nitens is the source of this 563-nucleotide messenger RNA. Its product is annotated as histone H2B. The transcript is spliced from 2 exons. Lineage: Eukaryota; Metazoa; Arthropoda; Arachnida; Sarcoptiformes; Oppiidae. Gene Ontology annotation, cellular component: nucleosome. Gene Ontology annotation, molecular function: structural constituent of chromatin; DNA binding; protein heterodimerization activity. The coding region runs from base 100 to 474 and encodes 124 amino acids. The record is from RefSeq and is a predicted model, not a curated record.
AAAGAGUGAGUGAAUGACUGUUGUCUUUCAUUGAUUGCUUUCGCUCUCAAACUCUUAUAUUUGUCUAAAUCUAAACCAACUUUCAAUUGUCAUAACGUAAUGCCUCCCCAACCGAGUGGUAAAGCCGUCAAAAAGGCCGGAAAAGCACAGAAGGCUGUCCGCGCCGGAGACAAGAAGAAACACCGAAAGAAGAGGAAGGAAUCCUUCUCGAUCUACAUCUAUAAGGUCCUCAAACAAGUACAUCCCGACACCGGUAUCUCAUCUAAGGCUAUGUCAAUCAUGAACUCGUUUGUGAACGACAUCUUUGAGCGCAUUGCCGCUGAGGCCUCUCGUUUGGCUCAUUAUAACAAGAGAUCGACAAUCACUUCCCGGGAGAUUCAAACUGCUGUCCGACUCCUUUUGCCCGGAGAGUUGGCCAAACACGCCGUCUCUGAGGGAACCAAAGCUGUGACAAAAUACACGUCAAGCAAAUAAACGGUAGUCGAAACCGAUGUCGACAUUCAACAAACGGCCCUUUUUAGGGCCAAUCAGUUCAAUGAUUUAUUAGGAGUUGUUUUAAUCGC